Podarcis lilfordi (Lilford's wall lizard) is the source of this 14516-nucleotide messenger RNA. The record is from the annotation of a GenBank genome assembly. NCBI's taxonomy places the organism in Eukaryota, Metazoa, Chordata, Lepidosauria, Squamata, Lacertidae.
UGGCGCCUGCGCGCUAAAGACAAACCAGGUUAUUUCAACAAGCGGCCAAAAAACGUUGACGAUCCCCUCCUUGCCUAAAACGAGAACAGGCGCUCUAAUACGCUUACGUUGUCACCCUGCCCACAAAAGGGCAAACUCUUCGUUUCCUUGGCUACGCAAGCGCCUAGAGCUUUCGCCCACUCAGCCCCCGCUAACGUAUAGGAAGAGCGCCGCAUUAUGGCGACCGGGCGGGGGCUGAGUGGGCGAAAGCUCUAGGCGCUUGCGUAGUCCAGGAAACGAAGCGUUUGCCCUUUUGUGGGCAGGGAGAGAACGAGCUAUUGCGCAGGUGCAAUGAAGAAGGGCGGGGGCUGGGCGGCUCGUCAUCUUUGAGGCGGCCAGUUCGAAUGCAGAGCUCGGUGAGCGGAGGUGCGGGCCUGGAUGCUGGACUUCCCUCUCUCGCUGCAUCCCUGCGUCGUCCUUGUUUCUUUACACCGUAUUAACCCUGGAGUUUUGGUUCUUCUGCCUCCACGAUGGUAAUAGAGGGGCAGGAGGGACUGGGGAGGAGGGCAGUCCAGAGGGAGGACAAAUGCCUUAUAAACACAUAGCCACAGCCCAUGCAGCAGGACGGUAGCCCAUGACGUUGUAGCCCAUAAUAAGGGGGUUGGCCUGUAAAGUGCCACAGGACUCUCUUGUGUUUGCUGCAGCAGACUGACGAGGCUAUUACACUCCCCUCAAACCCCGGGAAACAUUAUUUUUAACACAAUGCAAGAUAUAGUAAAGGUAUAGUUAAUGCAAGUUAUAGUUAAAGUUAUCAGGCAGUCUUUUGAAUAUCUCAAAAAUCUUCCUUGUGGGUGGAAGAUGGUCAGGUUAAAAAAAAGGGCAAGCCUGUUAUGUAUUUAUUUGUUUAGAAUGCUUGGAUUCUCCUUUUUUCAGCCGAAAGAGACACUUAAAGUGGUGUACCAAAACAACAACAAACCCCCAAACCCCACUCAGACUUGUGCUGGAACAAAAACUGCAUGUAGCUAGAAUAAUUCAGGUAGUAUAAGUUCACGUAGUAUAGAAUAUUUUUUUUUAAGUUAUUAUUUCUCCCCCUCACCCAACAGGCCUGUGGUCUACAGAAGCUAUUUGCUGUGGAGGCAGACUUUGAAGAUGAGGUAAGAGAAUAUUUGUGAAUCUGGGUGUGGUGGAGAGGGCAAAGGUUUCUACUUAUUGGCUGAAGUGUACUUUGGACGACUUCAGGUGGACAUGUGACUUUGGAUGGAAGAACUCUGUUGGCCAAAUGGCAAACAAAAGAUACCCUUAAGCCCUCAUGGGCUCUCAGGCUCACAAUGUUCAUGUAGUACAAAGCUGAGGGAUGGCACCUCAUGACAAGCAUUCUGUUUCUCUGUUCUUGGUAGGAUUUUCUGUCAGCUGUGAAUGAUGUGGAGAAGCAAGCCCUGGAUCUACCUACAGAUAGCUCAAGAUGUCUUAGACCCCUCUCAACUGGGUUGAGAGCCCCCAGCACCACCAUUCCGGUCUUUGAGGGGCCAAGGGUGACCAUGUCCCCAGUCUUGCAGGUGCAAAACUGCUCCAGGCUAAGGUUUGGAGAAGGUAAUGUCAAAAGCAACCAGAAGACUCCUCUGGCGACCAGCUUCACAGUUCAGAAGGACCUGGCACCCACUGCAACUGAAUGUAAAUCGAGCGGCACUUCAGACACAAGGUUCAGGUUUGUGAAGCAGCCUCCAGCUAAGCUCCCCACUGGGGGUGUCCCCUGCAAUGAGGAAAUUGACAACGAGCUUGUAUUGGCUGCGUGCAUGGAUCUGGAAGAGUCUGAUACACAGUCGUAUCCGGGGUCCUUCAGGUCCAACUAUAUGUCCUGGGAGCAAAUGCGAGAUAAUAGUGUAGCAACAGCGAAGAAACCACGAGUGGUUGAUUCGUUGGCAUUGACUGACUCUUUUGGGUCAGAGACCUCAAAGUUGGAAAAGACUUGGAAACAACCUGUGGUAGAGGUCAUCAGCCAUCUCCAGCCGGCAGAGACUUCUCCAAAGUUGCCUUUGAGGCCUCCUGCCGUGGACGCUUCCUUGUCUCAGUCUCACCUAGGGUUAAGUAGCAGCACAUGUGCCCUUUCAAACUCCAGCUGCCAGGUGCUCAGGCCUUUCCAGGCAUCUCUGCAAAAACCCACUGCCGCAUCCAACAGCCCAUGCUUGCCUCUGGUUAGACCCUGCUCUUCUUUUCAGUCAGCAAGUACCCCAACAAGGCCGCACAAACCAUGGAUGCCCAAUCAGAGCUGCUCUGUGUCCAGAACAGCCAAUUCUGGUGCUCAGCUGCUUUCUGCAUAUGGUCCCCCAGCAACCUCUAUGGAGACUUCACCUGCCAACCCUAAAGUUCCCGGAAACCUCCAGUCACCUGUGGUCACCAAUCACCUUGUCCGUUUGGUCACAGCAGCCAACAAGAUGCCAGAGCCAGUUACCCAAGUUCCUUUGCGGGCUAAGACGCGGCGCUUCCCGGGACCUGCUGGCAUUCUGCCACAUCAAGUAAGAGGACCAGCAUGAUAAUAGGGCAAUCUUUAUGUUGGGCAUGGGGAGUGUAUGGCUGUCCAGCUAGUAACUACAGCUACCUUUGGCUCUAACCAUUGGCCAUGUUGCCUGGGGCUGAGGGGAGGUGCAGUUCAGCAGCAUCUGGAGAGUCACAGGUUAGCCACCCCUGCUGUAUGUACAAAGGAGUGAGGAUGCUUUGGAAGUAUCGUACUUUUCCAUGUAGAAGACUAGGUGUUUUACUCUAAAAUAGUGUUUAAACCACAGAGCCUAGGGCUUGCCGAUCAGAAGGUCGGCUGUUCGAAUCCCCGCGACGGGGUGAGCUCCUGUUGCUCGGUCCCUGUUCCUGCCAACCUAGCAGUUCGAAAGCACGUCAAAGUGCAAGUAGAUAAAUAGGUACCGCUCCAGCAGGAAGGUAAACGGCGUUUCUGUGCGCUGCUCUGGUUCACCAGAAGAGGCUUAGUCAUGCUGGCCACAUGACCCAGAAGCUGUACGACGGCUCCCUCGGCCAGUAAAGCGAUUUGAGCGUCGCAACCCCAGAGUCGUCCGUGACUGGACCUAACGGCUAGGGGUCCCUUUAUCUUAAUGUUUAAAAACAGGGGUCGUCUUAUACACAGGGGUCAUCUUCCCCCAUUUUCAUAAAUUUGAGUCCCCCAAAAUAGGGGACAUGUUAUACACGGGGGAGUGUUAUACACAGAAAAAUACGGUAUAUGUGUGUUGUGAAAUAUUAUUACCUUUUUUCCUCCACUCCAUCCACAGUUGCUAUGUCACAAAAGGGGCAUAAAAGCUGCCAUCCUCCCUAAGUUUUCUCUGCUCCAAAAUGGCUGCUAUAUGGUUAUCCUAGUGAUGGGGAUUACUAAUUAUCUCCCUAUAUGGAUUCACUGAAUGCUUCUUGGGGUGCCUGCAGAUGAAAUAACUUUUUUUGCUCUGCUGAUACAAAUGCUCUGUGGUGGCUUAGAAAAACAAUGCUAAUGAAAUCAAUAAUAUAGAAAAAGGAUAAAAUAUUAAAUUGAAACCUCAGUUAAAUAUUUUUGCUGAAAUAUUCCGCAUCCAAAAAUCACUAAAAAGUGACCUCUGACUGGGACUGAAGGGAAAUUGAAUAUAGAAAGAAAACUUGUACAUUCUAUCCUGAUUUGGGACAUAGCUUUGACUCAGGGAGGACAGGAAGUCAAGCUAAUAAUUUUAGUCUGUGCCAAUGGUUUCUACAGUAUAAGUAAUAAUAAUAAAUAAUAAUUCAUUAUUUAUACCCAGCCCAUCUGGCUGGGUUUCCCCAGCCACUAUGGGCAGCUCCCAACAGAAUAUUAAAAACAUGAUAAAAUAUCAAACAUUAAAAACUUCCCUAAACAGGACUGCCUUCAGAUGUCUCCUAAAAGUCAGAUAGUUGUUUAUUUCCUUGACAUCUGAUGGGAGGGCGUUCCACAGGGUGGGCACCACUACCGAGAAAGCCCUCUGCCUGGUUCCACGUAACCUCACUUCUCGCAGUGAGGGAACCGCCAGAAGGCCCUCAGUGCUGGACCUCAGUGUCCGGGUAGAACGAUGGGGGUGGAGACGCUCCUUCAGGUAUACUGGGCCGAGGCCGUUUAGGGCUUCAAAGUGUUAAGGUAGGGUUGUGUAACUGCCUUGGGAGCACAGAAUUGGGCCCAGACUACCACAUUCAGCACGCUGAGAAUCUCAGCUUUCAUUUUUUAAAUGCGGCUGGGUGGGAGGGAGGGAUCUACCUACCUUUGGAUAUCUUACUUUAAAGUGAGUCCAUAACUCUGGCAAGAAUUUGUGUUCAUUAGAUUUUCUUCCUUUCCUUGUUCCCUAAAAAAGCCUGAUGGAAAAAACUUAGAAGAGAUUCUCAUUACAGCUCCACAGACACCAACUCAUGGGGCUCUAGCAAAGCUGCGGACGGAGGUAAUUCAUGGUUCUACUCUUCCCUUUCUUAAUAGAAGAAGUCAUGCUGCAGAUGGGGACUGGAAAUUCUGCAUUGCCUCUGAGAACCCAGCUGUGAUGCUAAGCGCACGAUUACAAACCCUGUUGGGUGUCUUUUCAUUUAAUGGGAUAUGAAUUUCAUUGGAACCAAACUUCAUGGGAAUGGGAGAUUUAGCCCCUGCCUUUCGCAGUCCUGAUGCCAAUAAAGAGUUCCUUACCGUGUAACUACUGUAUUAAUGGUGAUGGUCGUUCCCAUUGGUGCCACAGGGCAUUGCUAGCCAAGCUGGGGGCGGGUAACUUUUAUCAGGCUCAAGCGCAGGAAGGGAAUAGUUAAACCUCACCCCUCCAAACACUGUAGUCCUAGUAAAAAUUGGUGCCCUGUACUGGCUAUUAAUUUUUUUAAAACCCAACUCUGAAGCAGCUGUGCAGAAUGACCUUUACAGGAGAAAACUGCAAGUUUCCAUCCCUUCUUUGUAUUUCAAAAAAGAAAAACUAACUCAUCCAUGGAAAAUCUUGAAAUCUUUAGUCUAGUACUUCCAAGCGUCACUUGGUUAUUCUCAUUGUACUGAUAAGGUCAAUAUUAACGAUGAUGAAUUGCAGAAACUCACCUCAUGAGCCAGAGCAGUCCUGGAAACAACAUUUAACAAGCCCUGUCAGGGAGGGGUUCAGGUAGUUUUAAAAGAUGCCUCUGGGCAUGUACUGAGUAACCCAAACCAGCCCUUGCAUGUCUUGGACUACAGCAAGUUUUUCAUACGUCUGGUCGUGGAGACACUUUCUCGUUCUGCUUCAAUAGAGAUGUUUCUUCUAACUAUUCUUUUAUAUGUUUUAAUGUGUGUGAGAGAGGGUGAGGUGGCGAGGAGGAGAUUCUGGAGUGAGCAGAGGAAGGAGCAUAAGCAAUAUGACCUGCACCCAGUAGAGCAAAACAGCUCCCAUGGAUAAUGUUGUCUCCAAAUGACUAAGUGCUUUUCCCAAAGGUAAGGUGAAAAGUAAGCUUUAACCUGGAAUUGUGUGUGCGACUCUAGGAGAUGCCUCCUUCCCAGCAGCCAAUAGAAGACGAAUUUGGAAGAGGCCCUUGGGCUGCCAUGAAAACGGAGCUGGGAUUGGACGAGAGAGAUCCAUCCUGCUUCCUUAGGACAUACAGCGUUGUUAUGGUGCUUCGUAAGGUAAAGUUUGGUUUUGCAGGUGGGAAAAUUCCACGUCACUUGAAGAAGAAUCUCUUCUUGAAGUGCAAACGCCAAAGAUGAUAAAAUGGUUGGGCCUGGAAGCAAGGAUGUAUUGCAAUAUUACUGGAGCCAUGGAUAACCUUAUCAGUAAUCUGGAUGGGAUAUAUACUGUUAUCCAUCUGCAAGGGUACAGUAUACAUAUAAAUAUUUAAAUACAUAUAAACAUAUUUUCAAAAGAACAUACAGAAGUUCCUCCAUAACACCUUGGAAGUGUUGGUGACUAGUAUUCACUCUAAAUUCAGCUCAGGGAAGGCCAACAUCUGCUCCACACAGCUGGGAAUAACUGUCCACACCUCUGGUAGGACCGCUUGCACCAGGUUUGCAUGCACUGGUGAACAAAGGUGGGGUGGGGCAAUCCGCCCCGGGUGCCAUCGGGGGGGGGGGUGCCAUUGUGGCUAUCCCCAGGACGCUCACUGCACACGCCCUGGGACAUACACUGCUUGCCGCGCACACACCCCCGACACGCACUAGACCCCCGGAGCAGGCCUAGCCUGGUAAGAAGGUAAACAUGGUGGGUUGCUAGGCAACUCCCACAUGCCUCUCCCUCCUGCCUCUUUUCCUGCUGCGCAUCAAGCGAUAAAUGAGGUGUGGGCGGUUGCUUGACGUUCAGCUGUCGUCCUCUCCACCAACCUCGAGCCAUCAGGAAGCGAGCUACGAGGCCUCUUUGGCCAGCUGUCCUUUCGCUGUGUGUCACCAUACAACAAAGGGCAGGAAGAAAGAUAUAUUAGAAGGCCUCUUCCAUAUCCUUUGCUGCUCUGGCGAUCAGGCAUCUUUUCUCAAAUCUCAAAAGUUAAUACAAUCCUGUCUCAGAUUUGCCACCCUGACUUCCCACAAAUAGUGCGUUUCCCUUGCUCGUUCACUUUCAUGCAGGCAGCCCUGAAGCAGCUCCCAAAGAACAAGGUUCCUAACAUGGCCGUGAUGAUUAAGUCGGUAAUGCAGACCAACGUUGACGCGGGCGCCGUGUUCAAAGACCCUACUGGUAAGGAUGAAAAGAGUUCAGUGUCGUGACUUACUUCUUCUGCAUGCAUUAUUGGUGGGGCGUUUCUGCUUUGCCUGUGGUGUCUGGGCAAACCUUGUUUGUUAAUGGCCACCGUCUGACUCAUUUCUGGGUGUUUGAAUUGACUCCGACUAAAUAUGGUACAGUCCUUUAGGCACAUUGUGCUACUGGGAAUUGUUGCACGGGCUUCCACUAGCCUAACAAUGGAGCUUGUAUAUAGCCCUGAGCAAAUCUGUGUGUUUUGCUGACCCCUUGUGUUGAUGGUGAAGGAUGGAGAGGGAGAGUGCUGUCUUUUCAUUAGAUUGAGGGAAAGGGACUGGAUAGUUGUGAUAUGGGGUUUUCCAAAAAAAAAAAAAAAACUUCUUUGGAGCCAGCAAAGAAUUGGACAAAUGUUUCAAAUUCUUAAGUAAAAUGUUUUAGGUGCCUAAACAAAAUUUGUGAAUAGGUAUUGGGAGGGAGUAUUGCCUAGACAGGCUGGCUUCUCAAGCCAGAAGUGAAGCAAGAAAAAAGGCAAUGGCUGGAGGGAGUUAGUUUUCAAUGGACUGCUCAAAUAUUAAUUAAGCUUUUUUCCCUUUGCUAUUGGAAAUACGUAUGUAAAACAUAUUUGCAUGGACAAUAACAAAAAAAGAAGACUGGGUAAAAAGCAACUUGCACCGAACAAAAACACAAACAAAACAAAAAAAUACAAACACAAUUUAAUCCUUGGCAUUUCCAGUUACAAUUUAUAUUGGCAGUAGUCUUUUUGUUCAUUUUUCAGCUUUGACUCCCAGUGGUACCCUCUGGCUCUCCAGAUGUUGCUGAACUCCCACUCCCAUCAUCCCUAACCAUUGGCCAUGCCGGCUGGGGCUGAUGGGAGAUGUAGUUCAGCAACAUCUGGAGGGACAAAGGUUCCUCACCCGAUUUAAAUCCAACAUCUGCCAGGGAACAAGCAGUCCAGCAAAUAUUGAGGCAAUUUCUCAGUUGAGCUAGUCCCACAAAUGUACAUGGAGGUUCCAGACUGACAUUUUGGCACCGUUUUUUUGUGGGCAUAGUUUGAAACCUUGGUGCUCUAUGCUACCAGGUAAUACUAACAGGGCAUUAAAAAAAAAAGUAGGCCAUUUGGGAUGGUUUGCUUCUUAACUUUCAUGCAUAAACAUUCACUGCAAGCCUCUCCAGUAUAGUUUGUUUUAGUUGCCACUCCCUACACAGCCACAUUCUUGACUUUCUAGGAUAUGUUUUCAUUUGACCAUCACAAGGAAUAAACAGGCAACACUGAAGUUGUCCUCAGAAGUCCUAAGCCUAGGUGGGGCUGAUAUGUGCAUUUGCCUGGGACCAAUUGUUCUUUGCUCCAGGUCACUGGCAAAUUAUGUGGCUGGUGUUGAGUGCUUGGGACCCUUCCUUCGCUGGGCUCUCCCUCCCAUCUCUGUGUUCCUGUAUAAAGGGCAGUGAGAGCUAUUGGUGUGUGACGCUCAUGUGUUUCCUCUUUGACUUCACUGUAUAUUUAGUGCUCCUGUACCUGAUUGGUUUGGCCUUCUGUCAUGCAGGAGAAAUGCAGGGCACAAUACAUCGCCUGUUGCUGGAGGAGAAACAAAGUGAAUUUAAGGCUGGUUCAGUGCUUCUGCUAAAGCAGGUACUAGAAAACAAGAAAUCAAGGGCUGGGUGAGCUUUCAUUUCCAUGCAAAAAAAUUAUAGCGAAUAACUGGUAUUUAAGACCACCUGCUACUGGGGAUCCAGAGACAUUUUUGAGUGAUGGUUCUGCUUGUUUGUGCCCCUGCUGGUGCAGUUAUCACCUCCAGAUUAACACAAAAACAAGUUACCCCUUCUAGCUUUGUGUCAAAUAGAUGCAACCAAUGUCAGUUGAAAGCAGAACUGACAAGUCAGGAACCAUCUACCAAAGAUUGUCCAUUGGAUGGUGGAAUGUUCCUCCUUCUACUCCCAGAGAGCUUUCUUUACUAUUAUCUGGGUGCUCUAAAUGAGGUCCAUGAGAAUAUGUAGAAAGGUGUCUUAGAAUUCUUUGCUCUAGAGACUCACUUAGUCCAUCUUACUUCUGGAGAUUGUAUGCGUCACUUUUAUUCAAACCUCUUGCAUUCAGAUGAGCUGGUCCAGGACACCAAUUAAAUAGUAUUAUCUCCCUCCUUGUUUUUAGAAGUUGGGUUGUAUAUUUCAUUCUUUGGUUGUGAACUACCCCUUCCCAGCGAUGAAACAUCUGCCCCUCUAUUGUUGUAUUUAUUUUAAUUUUUUAAUUUUUUAAAGUAUAGUCAAUUGUGCCGUGUACCAUAGGCAGUAUUGAUACCUACCUUGGGUUUCACAGGUGGGUGUGUUCUCCCCAUCCUAUCGCAACCACUACCUCAAUGUGACACCCAGUAAUUUGGUGAAGAUAUAUCCUCCGGGAUUCAGCAAUGAGAAGACCCCUCAGUUAUGCCAAGAGAUUGAGGGAGGGAUGCAGAUGGAGCCAACACAGGUAAGGAGCAGGCUCUCCUUGGCACAACUGCUAGGAUAUAGGAGAGGCUGUGUGUACUCUGGAUACUUUUUAAAAAAAGUGUAUGGAGGCACUUGUUCUUAAUUACUGGGAUGCUGUAUUUCAUUAAGAUUGGCAGCCAUAUGCGAUGUAUUAACUGUUAAAAUGUGGGGGCAGGGUGGGGUGGGACUGGCCCUGCAUAGGUACUUUCCUCUUCCCACACUUAGCAAAUUCUGCAUCCUAAUUUAACUUGGAAAAAUUGCCUAAAUUCCUAUUUUCUUUAGUUUACAUAGGUGAGUUUUGAAGUGUAUCUUGAUGCAGUAUUUCCACUGCUCUAGUGCCGAUUUCUUUCUCUCUCUCUCUCUCUCUCUUUUAAAACUUUGUCAGCAAAUUCUGUAAAAUGGGAAUAGCAGCCGCUAAGGUAAAAUGCAUGAGGAAAUGCUUGAAUGUUAACAAAACGUUCAAGGUGAAAGGGGGGGGAGCAACAAGAGAGCUCCCUCUUCUCAAACACCCCGUGCUCAGGUCUGUCCAAAGUCAGGAUGGAUAUGGAGAAUGAGGAAGCAGCCAUUGCUGCCUUGGUUAAUUCCUAUGCAGCUAAGGGCCUGCUCCGUGAGAGGAAAUUGGAGGACACUGAGAAACCAGUCUUCUAUCAGGUCAGACCACUAGUAAUGUAGAUCAGACUUAACUACUCUACAGUGACAGGAACUGGCUCCCCAGGGUUGCAGAGACAAAUCUUGCCCUGCCUGAAGAUCCCGGGGAUUGGACCUGAAGCCCUUUUUUUACAUUUAAAGUAUAUGCACUGCCACUGAGUUACACCACUCAAGGGAAUUGGCUUGAGUGAGUGAGAUAGACAAGGGAUUCCACUACACCCAUCAGUAGAUGAUUGAUCUGUUCCAGUUGUAAUCACUGUUCAUAGAAUCAUAGAGUUGGAAGAGACCCCAAGGGUUAGCUAGUCGCACCCCUGCAGUGCAUACUUCUACGCCAGUGUGGUGUAGUGGUUAAGAGCGGUAGUCUCGUAAUCUGGGGAACCAGGUUCACGUCUCCGCUCCUCCACAUGCAGCUGCUGGGUGACCUUGGGCCAGUCACACUUCUCUGAAGUCUCUCAGCCCCACUCACCUCACAGAGUGUUUGUUGUGGGGGAGGAAGGGAAAGGAGAAUGUUAGCCGCUUUGAGACUCCUGAAGGGGAGUGAAAGGUGGGAUAUCAAAUCCAAACUCCUCUUCUUCUCAUUCUCUUCCCAAAUCACAUCUCCCUUCUGAAGUUUAGGCCGUGUGCGAUCACUUGGAGAAGUCAUACUACUUCACUAGUAGAGCACAUGAUCUUUUACUGAGAAUAUCUCUGGCUGAGCCUCUGCCUAUACUAGCAUCUCAAGUACCAAACUCCAUGCUAGAUCUCACCUGCUUCAGACCUCGGAAAGCUUUAACUCAGGUGUGGGCAACCUUUGGCCCUCCAGACGUUGCUGAUCUGCAACUCCCAUCAUUCCUGUCCAUUGGCUUUGCUUGCAAAGGCUGUUGAGAAUUGUAGUUCAGCAACAUCCCAGAGUCCAAAGGUUCCCUACACCUGUUUUAACUGAGCUGUGCAGACCAGGGUUGGGGUGGUCCUUGAGAUGAUGUUGGACUCCCAACUCUUACAGGGCUGUGCUAGAUUUGUUGGUGUCCUGAUAACAAGGAAGCUCCAUUUAUCCUUUCCUGUAAUUGAUAUUGGGAGCCAGUUAUGCUAUGGGACCGUGGCUUGGUGAUAAAAGUAUGAAGGAUGCUAAACUCAAACAUUCUCUGUGGCCUCUUGGAACCUUGCAAGUGCAGGCUGCGCCGGAAUUCCAGCAGGAUCCUCCCACCAACGCCCCCGUUGCCAUGACUACAACAGACAACAGGAACAAAGGAGGACAUAAGAUGGAUGAGGACCGCUAUCAGCGCGUAUCGGCAUUAGAUAAAGGGUCAUCAUUGACAUCAAUUCCAGGGGUCUCUGGAGCAGGCAAAUCAGUUUUGCACCUUCCAUCCCCAAAGGCUGAAACAACUGAUUUGGGUAAAUAGAACUCUUAAGUAGCAAUGGACUGAUAAUGCCUUUCUGUCUCUCUUUUCCCACUGCCUCCUCCAGAACAAGGAAAAUAGGAAGUGUGGACUGCAUCAGGGAUGGGGAACCUGUGGCUCUCCAUUUGUUGUUGGGUUCCCUUCAGUUCUAGCCAGCAUGGCCAAUGAUCAGGAAAGAUAACCAGCAAGAUGGACUACAGAAAAGUCCUACUGAGCCAGAUGCAGCUUACAGGACUACAUGUUGCCAACCUCCCCGCUGCUCCCCAAGCACUUAAUGACUUUCGGAUCAGCAGAUGGCAUGCAGAGCCCUGUGUGUGACCAUUCAGUGGCCACACAUAGAGCACUGCAUCCCACCCGCUGAUUUGAGAGUGUGCAGCAAAAGCGGAUAUGUUGUUCAAGGAUAGAAUAAGGUACUUGGCAUCCCGGGGACUGAAAAUACCUUUUGAAAAACGGGCAAGCUAGCCCUCCUUGCCCGGGGAGAACUUUGAUAAACAGCAUCUGGCAACAGCUUAGAAAGCAGAGAGAGAUUGACCAGGGUUUUUUGUGCUGCCAAGGGGUGAAGCUGCAUGCCUCUGUGCUGCUCCUUUGCCCUUCCUCAUGACUACUGCUGUCUACCUGCAUUCCUGCCCACUCACCCCGGUUCCUUCCCAGAAAAUUCCAAAUACUUUGGAAAACCUGAAACAUAGAAGCAGGUCAAAUGUAUGAAACACAGAUGCAAAGUAGAAAAUGUUUGGCCGUGGAAAGAGGCGCUUCCUAAGAUAUUCACAGCUGAGUAGGAACAUAAGCAUGUUGGGCCUCGGCUAAAACAAUGGUGCUACUGGACUAUAUUUGCUUAGAAUGCAGGUUGGCAGAGAUACUGCAUAGAUGGGGCCAUGUCAUCUGAACCAGUGAUAAUUCUACCCACCCUGGUACUGUUUGCCUUAUAUAUAUAACAACAAUAAUUGAGCCCCACCCCACCCAAAAAAAGUGGGGAUGGUGCAGAGAUUAUCAGAAUAUGAAUUCUUCACUGGUUGUGAAAUGUUGUGUUUGCACUAUGUGUCUGAAGCAUAGACUGGACUAAGCCCUGACCAGAGCCUUGCUCACUGAGUCUAAAUGAGUCUGCAAUAUUUUCUUUCCUCUCCCUUUAUUCCCAGGGGCACAGCUUUCCCAUGGGCUGAAGAGAAUGGGGCAGCCCCUGAUCUUUGGAGAAUCUCAUGUGCAAAUAGGAACCCGUGCAUGGGGUGCUGGGGUGAUUUAGUUCCUGUUCUGCAGCCUGAAUAACUUUUCAUGCUUCCUAUGCAGAUGACCUGGACCAGCUUCUUGGAGAACUACCUGAUGACUUUUUCUCCAACUUUGAUGCCCAAAGCAAUCUAUGAUUGCUCACUGAUGCUCAAGUAAGGGGACCUGCUGUCAUAGAACCAUGGCUAUUGUCCUGAGCCCUGCAGAGAUUUUUUUGCCCAGUGAGUCUGACUCCCUUGCACAUAUCUUUGAGAUUUUUGCCUUCAGCAUCUUUAUCAACAUUGGUUGCGAUUGGAGGAAAGAAGCUCCUUCAUAAGACAGAUAACAAAUCUGAUGGAAUUGGACAGAAACGGGAGCCCCAGCAGGAAUAGCAUUGGACAUUAAGCUCCUGCUACUAAUUUUACUGCAGCCUGCCAUUUGUUCAAAGGCACAGCCUUCCAAGCAACAAGGUAUCUGGCAGUGCACACCUAGCAUCACACCUUAUUCCAGACCUACUUCUGCCUGCACGGCGCUUUGCCUGGAUGUUUAAACCAGCCAGAACGGUCGUUUAACACGUUACGCAGCUGUCGUUCCCUUCCGAUUUGAAACAAUAUCUCUCCUGAUGCCUGCUUCGGUACUCUGUCACAAACCAUGUCAGAGGCAAUAUGCAAAUAAUAAUCUUAUGUGGAUGGAAGCAGUUAGCAAAAUGUGUGAAGUUGACUUUUGCUGAUAGAACCUUGCAAAAAAGAUGUUUGUGAAAGGAAGGUCUUGAGCGUGUUGUAUCUUUUUAUUUAAUCCUUACCUUUUAUUCCUUUGCGAUUGACAUUUUGAUUGUGGGUUUUAAAGGGAGUGUGUGCAUAAUAUGUUUUAUACAUAUUAACUUAGAGAUCUGGCUCCAGAAAGGCAAGUAACCUUCUCUUCCAGGUAGCUCAUGCCAAUUUGAACUCUGGAUGUCGUAGCAGCAAUUCCUAGUACUGAGGCACUUAUAUGCGCACUGGUUACUUCACACAAGCAGGGAUGGGGAGUCUGUGAUCCUCCAGUUGUUGGACUCCACUUCCCAUCAGCCCCAGCCCCCUUGGCAAAUGGUCAUUGAUUGGCUAAUGGAUGGAAGCUCUUGGACUGGAGGACCACAAGCCUCCCAUCCCCGCUACCUCUCAAUUUUCAGAGUUGGCGCCGUAUACCCAUUGCCUGAUUGCACUUCUCUACAUAUUGAAGUGAGGAGCAUCCCCUGUUCAUAUAGAGCUUCCUGGAUACAUACAAUCACCUCCAUAUACUACAUGGAUAAUGUGGGUCUGAGAUAUUGAAGCUGGAUAAACCCAGCUUUUCUUGUUUGUCUCCUUGGGAAAUUUAGAGCAAAACAGAAUGCUGGCAAUAAAGAACCAGAAACAGCAAAAAUGGAAUGCCCUUUUCUUCCCAUAAAGUGCUGCAGUCAAUGUUGUGGUAAUUUGACCAGUUGCGUCAAUGUAUGUGAUCAAAUUUCAUAAAUUUAUUCAAAUGACAAAAACUGGUGUGUUGGAACUGGUUGUCCACAUGAACUUUUCAGAGAUGGUCUCAUAAGUGUAUAAUAAGAAAUGUGUGUCAUUGCUGCCGUCAUCCCCUGCAAGAUUAGGUUUUUAACUACGCUUAUAGAACUAUAAUACCGUGGCAUGCAGAGAACAACUCACUGUCAGAUUGGUCGGAGGGAAAAAAUACAGCCCCUGGAGUCUUUUUUCAAACAGAUAUUUCAGUUAAUCACAAAUAAAAAGAGGAAAACCUCUGUGCAUAAAAUAACAAGUACAGAUCAGGAAAUGAUACAAUGGAAGAAGAAAAAAUGUACACUAACUACUGUUUGUGCACAAGCUUCAAGAAAAGCUGACCGAAUGUCACCCUAUUUAUUUUUAUUUAAAACACUUAAGAUACUGCUAAUGAUUGUGAAUAUCAAAAGUGGUGUACAAAAGAUAAAAAUGGUGCCAUGAAUAAUAAACGUAAAAGAAUACAGCAAAGUGGUUUCUAACUGCUACAUCGAAGGCUUUGGUAAACAGGAACAUCUUUAGCAAAUGCCAGAAAGAAAGCAGGCGGCAACCAUCUCCGACUCUUGGCAAGUUUCCUGGGGACAGGAUAUUGUCCUCUUUGUGCUCAUGUUGGUACCCAGCCAACUCAAAUUGGGAUAAGGUUUGCAAAUCGUUAGACCAGUGUUAUGGGGCGAGUUCUAGCAUUCAAAUGCCAUAUGCUCAGCUGCCCGUUAUACACA